Rodentolepis nana is the source of this 891-nucleotide messenger RNA. NCBI's taxonomy places the organism in Eukaryota, Metazoa, Platyhelminthes, Cestoda, Cyclophyllidea, Hymenolepididae. The record is from the annotation of a GenBank genome assembly.
AUGGAUUUCCAAAAUGUUAUAAAUUCGGAAGGAAAGAAAGUCACCAGAAAACGCAAAUUUACACCUAAUAUUACCAAAGCAUUGGCCAAAAAGUCUCAGGCUAGUUUAUCCAAUUCCAAUGAUGAUACUCGUAAGUCCCAGCAAUUUUCUGGGAAGUCGAAUGCCACUCGUGGACGGAUAAAUCGAAAGGCUCUUGAUGGCGAUGAGCCUCGCUUCGUACAGGGGUUUUCGAUGUUUGAGUCUGGUCUUGGAUGUGCUGAGAGAAAUGAUCGGACUCGUUUUGAGAGGGAUUCAUUUCCAUCUCGAAGUAGCAAAGCUUCCUCAAAGGCAACAGCAGAAAUUCCACCUUCUACCGAAGUUCAGAACUUUGACAAUGAAUAUCCAACUCUCUCGAACAUCCAUCAAGUUUUCAAACAUCCACCUAAUAUAAUGCCGCCGGAUCCCCCUGAAAUUUCUAAGCAAUUUAAAAGAGAUCAUUUUCCAUCUUCUGCUCCUUCAUCUGAUAAUCAGGCUUCUAUCCACUCAUCUACCCCUCUGGUCCACGAACUGUUUGAUGAACAAAAAUCUAACGGCAGUAUCUUCUCUCUUCGAAUGCCGGUUGCCCUCGAUUAUGAAGGCUCACCCAUUGAGAAGUUUGGUAAGGUUGGCAAAAUACAAAUCUUCGACAAUGGGGAAACGAGGUUGGUUAUCGGUGAAAACUUCUUCCGUCUAACCAGUCCUGGAAUGUCAUCGUACUCUUCUGACAUUGUGCUGUUGGAAAUGGAAGAAGAGGAUGCUUCAGGCGUAAAUAAUGGAGGCGCUGGAGUAGUAGAUUUGACUUCCAUCGGUCAUAUCGAACAAUUCCUUGCAGCAGUUCCCGAUUUGGACCAAUUCGCUCGACUUGGACGCUGA